CAAAAUUCUUGAUUUGGGAAGCUGUGGGAGAACCCAACCCUUGUGGAUUUUCUCGUCCAUCGUCUGCUUUUCUCUUUGCGACGCCAUUGCUUCACCAGUCGAUAAACCCUAACUCCAGUCUUUCAGAUGGGAAGCGCUAGAUCAGACCCAGAUCUUGAUGAUGACUUCAGUGAAAUUUACAAGGAGUAUACAGGUCCACCUGGUAGUGCAAACAACAAUGCUCAAGAUAAGGAAAAAUCCCACAAAAGGUCUCUUGGUGGUCCUGAUGAGGAAGAGCAACUGCCUGACCCCAAUGCUGUACCGACUGAUUUCACCAGCCGAGAGGCGAAGGUUUGGGAAGCUAAAUCAAAAGCAACUGAGAGGAAUUGGAAGAAGAGGAAGGAAGAAGAGUUUAUCUGUAAAAUAUGUGGGGAAUCAGGUCAUUUUACUCAGGGUUGCCCAUCAACUCUUGGUGCAAACAGAAAAUCUCAAGAUUUCUUUGAGAGGAUACCUGCUAGGGACAAACACGUGCGGGCAUUGUUCUCUGAGAAAGUCAUGGAAAAGAUUGAGAGGGACACCGGUUGCAAGAUAAAAAUGGAUGAGAAGUUUGUAAUAGUUAGUGGCAAGGAUAGAUUAAUCUUGAGGAAAGGUGUAGAUGCUGUUCACAGGGUUAAGGAGGAAGGCGAGCAUAGGGGUUCAUCUGUUUCUCACAGGAGCAGAUCCAGGUCCCCUAGGCGGAGUCCUGUUGGUCCACGUGCUCGAAAUUCAGAACCUCAGAGACCACAAUUGGGAUCACAUGGUUCAUCCAGUUUUCCAGAGCGCCCCGGAAGGCAAGAUAAGUUUGUGGAGAACCAUGUUCGUAAGGAUCAGCAGGAACUUUCCCGGGGAUCUCCACGAGCUUAUGGUAGUGACAGAGCUCAGAGCCGCUCGAACCAUUCUAAAUCUCCUGGAAAGCCCCGAUAUAGUGGAUGGGAUAAGCCUUAUGGUAGGCCAAAGCCGGAUAUGAAUGGUUAUAGAACUGACAGAUGGGAUCAUGAGAGACGGGGCUCUGAUAUUCAGUUAAGUCAUCAGCUUGAACGACCCUCUUUCCCGCAGACAUUAGAAGAGCUAGAGCUGGAAUAUAAGAGAGAGGCAAUGGAGCUGGAAAGGGUUCGUGAUAAGGACGAAGAGGAGGAGAAUAACAAGCAUCGUGAGGCGAUCCGGGAAAUGAGAGAAAGCUACACGAAGAAAUUGGCUGUGCUAAGGGAAAUGAAUGGAAAACAAUGGGAAGAGUUCCUUCAAGUUGAUGCUCAGAGGCGUCGUCAGCAAAUGUCAGCCUUGAGUUAUGGUAGUUAUAGACAGUUACCUUAUGCCGAGUUUGAGGGUUACUCUCCCUAUGGUGGAAGCAAUUUGCCUACAGAUUCCAAGAACAGGUAUCCAAACCAUGUGGAGAACUAUCCUCCGAUGCAGCAUCACGAAAAUUAUGGUGGUUUUCAACGCCAGAGACGUGAAGACUAUUAUGGGAAACACUAUAAUCGUUAUUAGACCCCACUCCAAGUCUGUGUUUGGUAAGUUAGUUGUUUCUCCUUGUCUUGAAGAAGACAAAAUCUGCUGUUGUUCUUGUUAUUGGAAGCUUCACUCUCUAUCUAGGGCUGAUAUACAGAUACAAAUGUAGCAGAAGAUUUGCCAUUGUUUCUGUCUUUUGUGCUUUGGCCUAAAAGCUUGUUCAGGGUCUGCUCUGC
Messenger RNA from Tarenaya hassleriana, 1700 nucleotides. RefSeq lists its product as uncharacterized. Bases 127 to 1503 code for a protein of 458 amino acids. Gene Ontology annotation, molecular function: zinc ion binding; nucleic acid binding. The record is from RefSeq and is a predicted model, not a curated record. The transcript is spliced from 6 exons. NCBI's taxonomy places the organism in Eukaryota, Viridiplantae, Streptophyta, Magnoliopsida, Brassicales, Cleomaceae.